This is a messenger RNA of Malania oleifera, 1776 nucleotides long. RefSeq names its product protein trichome birefringence-like 35. The transcript is spliced from 6 exons. The coding region runs from base 392 to 1726 and encodes 444 amino acids. NCBI's taxonomy places the organism in Eukaryota, Viridiplantae, Streptophyta, Magnoliopsida, Santalales, Ximeniaceae. Gene Ontology annotation, cellular component: Golgi apparatus. Gene Ontology annotation, molecular function: O-acetyltransferase activity. The record is from RefSeq and is a predicted model, not a curated record.
GUAGGAAACCCCCCUCCUUUACCUAUGGUAUAUGUAGGAAACCCCGGACUUGAUUCAUAGUGAUCUCAUUUCAUCUUAAUGACUCUAAACUAUCUUAAAUCUUAUUGACGCCUCCAUUUCCACCCCCAACCCCCCCUAUUUUGUGUCUUUUUUUUUAAAUUUUAAUUAACUUUUCAAUAAACACCCCCACAUUUUUUGGUUUAUAUUUAGAUUUUUUCUGUAUUUUCCUUAAUAUUUCUGAGAAAAAAAAAAAAAACUCGGGCGGUGUUAGUACAGUUAACGGCCUUAUUCAGACCGUAACUUGAAAAUCCCUCAAAAUAGAGCCCCCUUCUCAUUUUCCAGAUGAUCAAACAUCCACUUCUAGCUUAGAUCUCAGGUCGCCUUCUCAAGCAUGAUCCAUAGACUGAACAGAAAGAAGGCCCAUUUACCCCUGCUAGCCUUCCUCUGCGCCGUCUUCAUAGUAUGUUCAAUCCUCCACAACGAACGCAGAAUUCAGCAAAUCCACCGAAGCCCAAAUCACCAUCACCGUCAUCAGGAAGCUUUAAUUACAACUUCAGCUCCAAAUCUUUCUACCCGCCAGAAGCAAGCUCCAGUGGUCUUGGAUAGAUUCACUACAUGCAGCUUCACUCGAAAUUAUAGUGGUAGGAAGGCUGGGUGGGUUGAACGUGCGCCGGAGUACGGGUACCGGAGAGAAAAUCUGGAGAGCUGUGACAUAUUUUCCGGUAAAUGGGUCUACGACAACAGUUCUUAUCCCCUGUACAAUGAAUCGGAUUGCCCGUACAUGUCCGACCAAUUAGCAUGUCACAAACAUGGAAGGUCUGAUUUGGAUUACCAGAACUGGAGAUGGCAACCCCAUAACUGCAAUUUGAAGAGGUGGAAUGUGACUGAAAUGUGGAUGAAGUUGAGGGGAAAGAGGCUAAUGUUCGUAGGGGAUUCAUUGAACAGAGGACAAUGGAUAUCCAUGGUGUGUUUGUUGCAAUCAGUGAUUCCAGCUGAUAAGAGGUCAAUGUCACCAAACGCCCAUCUUACCAUCUUCAGAGCAGAAGAAUACAAUGCCACUGUAGAGUUUCUCUGGGCGCCACUUCUUGUAGAUUCUAAUUCUGAUGAUCCAGUCAAUCAUAGAUUGGAAGAACGCAUAAUGCGUCCAGAUUCACUUCUCAGGCAUGCAUCCGAAUGGCAGCAUGCUGAUGUACUGGUUUUUAAUACAUACUUGUGGUGGAGACAAGGCCCAGUUAAGCUGUUAUGGAGUACUGAAGCAAAUAGAGUCUGUGAAGAAUUAAAUGGGCUAGGAGCCAUGGAGCUGGCCAUGGAAGCAUGGGCAAACUGGGUGGCUACUAAAUUUGACCCCAUUAAGCAGCAAGUUUUCUUUGUUACCAUGUCUCCAACACAUCUCUGGAGCCGAGAAUGGGAACCUGGAAGUCAAGGCAAUUGCUACAAUGAGAAAAUCCCCAUCAAUUUAGAGGGCUAUUGGGGAAGUGGUUCUGACUUGCCUACAAUGCGCAUGGUCGAGAAAGUGCUGAACAAGUUAAGUUCGAAGGUUGUCAUCCUCAAUAUCACUCAGCUCUCAGAGUACAGAAAAGAUGGUCAUCCCUCCAUUUACCGCAAAUUCUGGGAGGCAUUGAGCCCACAACAGUUAUCAAAACCUGAGAGUUAUUCUGAUUGUAUACAUUGGUGCUUGCCAGGGGUGCCUGAUGUGUGGAAUGAGUUGCUAUUCCACUUCUUGUAAAAUGGGAGAAUAGGUUUGAAAUAUAUCUAGUGGUUUGAUUGGUUCUUUUA